Molecule: messenger RNA, 1203 nt
Organism: Penicillium robsamsonii
Lineage: Eukaryota; Fungi; Ascomycota; Eurotiomycetes; Eurotiales; Aspergillaceae
Gene: rad18
Product: E3 ubiquitin-protein ligase RAD18
Exons: 3
Coding region: 1-1203 (400 amino acids)
Biological process (GO): protein monoubiquitination; DNA damage tolerance
Cellular component (GO): Rad6-Rad18 complex; nucleus
Molecular function (GO): ubiquitin protein ligase activity; single-stranded DNA binding
Source: RefSeq, a predicted model, not a curated record
AUGGAUCAGUCGUUCGAGCUUCCCGAUUCCACCGAUUGGUUGGCAACGCCACUUUCACUACUUGCGCCGUUCGAAUCCUCAUUACGAUGUCAAGUCUGCAAAGACUUCUUCGAUAACCCCGUUAUUACUUCCUGCAGUCAUACAUUCUGCUCGCUGUGUAUUCGCCGUUGCCUCAGCGCCGAAGGCAAGUGUCCAGCAUGUCGGAGCUCCGACCAAGAGCUCAAGCUACGUCGCAAUUGGGCAGUGCAGGAACUCGUCGACGCGUUUAAAUUGGCACGACCUAGUGUACUGGAUCUUGCGAGGAGGGAAAAUGCGCGCCUCGCUAGAGGAGAAGAAGAAAUAGAAAAGCCGGCCCAGAAGAAGCGGAAGGUCAAGCAGGUGGAAGAGGAGCUCCAUGUCCCAGAAACAAGUUCGCAAGGCCGACGGACUCGCUCUCAAAGAUCCACAAAUAGCUCGGCAGAAGAGGGAGCUAUUCCUCAGAUCGUGCCCGAGGUCAUUGAGGAUAGUCAGGACGAUGAAGAAUAUAUGCCCGAAGAUGGGUUGGUUGCUUGCCCAAUAUGCUUCCGAAAAAUGAAGGAAGAGGCAGUGUUUCCACACCUGAACGUGCACCAACAAGAAGAAGAGACGCCCAAAAAAUCCCCUACGAGGCCAGCAUCUUUCGGGUCAUUAAAAGGCACAUCCCAACGAGGCCUCACCCUCCCCGGAAAACAGCCCGAGCGGCUUCCGGCUAUAAACUACUCCAUAUUAAAGGAUAACUCACUGCGGAAGAAGCUCCGAGAUCUCGGAAUCCCGGACUGGGGGCAGAAACAGCUCUUGCAGAGACGUCAUACCGAGUGGAUGAACUUGUGGAAUGCAAAUUGCGACUCCAAACACCCCAAGUCUAAGCGGAUAUUGCUCCAGGAACUGGAGGUUUGGGAACGCACGCAGGGUGGACAUGCGGCGGUGCCGUCAGCAUUCACCUCUUCCAAUAAUGUGAUGCGCAAGGACUUCGAUGCCAAUGAGUGGUCAAACAACCACGAUGAUGAUUUCAAGCGUUUGAUCGCAAAUGCGCGUAAAAAGAGCGAGGCGCAAGUACGAUCGACUAUCCCCGAAGCAUCUUCGUCAUCUGCACGCCAGGAGGGUGCUGGUUUACCCGUGAAUGGUGCAUGCGUUGAGCUCAACCCAGACACCGAUGCUAAUCAUGUCGUUGAUCUAUCUGGGUGA